This is a messenger RNA of Cladocopium goreaui, 1182 nucleotides long. The record is from the annotation of a GenBank genome assembly. Lineage: Eukaryota; Dinophyceae; Suessiales; Symbiodiniaceae.
AUGUCUCUGCGUAUGUCACGCCUUGCGCUGCUGGCGCUGCUCCACUCAGCUGUCAGCAUGCGCUGUCCCGGCUCGGCGGCGUGGGUGCAUGCCUCCAUGGAGGUCGAGGUGCUGGCGCGGGCUCCUUGUCGCCAAGUUGUGGAUGAACUUCGGGCGCGGCUGGACCCGAAGAACAAAUGGCGCGACCCGCACAAUGGAGGAACGUAUGCCAUGCUCGCGGAUGACGAAGAUGUCUUGGAGAUUUCCCGCUUGACCGGCAACAAACAAUACACUGAUAAGAUGACCUUCACCUUCAACGGCAGUGGGGCUACAUGCAGCAUCUAUGGCUGUUCCGAGUCUCAGGUCUUUUCCAUUUUAGACUUCUCCACGAACUAUUGCAACCUGCGCAACCUCUACUGCGGCUCAGAGGAGGGAUGCAAGCCCGUCCGCUACGACUUCAGCACUGAGGAGGUUAGGGUCACUCCCUCCGUUGGAGCCGGCAAAGACAAGAGUGCGUGCAUUGUCGAUGCCACAGAAAAGACGGCGACGUUCCGUUCGGAUGCUGGCGAUCUGUGGUGGGAAUUGCUGCCUGCCAUGAAUCGACCGUACACGCAUGCUGCCGCCGCAGCCUUAGGGGGACAUGUGUACGUCUUCGGUGGCCUGAGUUUUGGUCACGUCUUGGACCAGGCUCAACGCUACAGCCAUGGACAGUGGGAAUGUUUGGACCCCAUGCCCACACCGCGCUUUGAGUGCACCGCCACGGCCACCAACGGGCGCAUCUAUGUGGUCGGCGGCUCCAACAUUUGUGGUGAAGCGCUGUGCUGCAUGGAGAGCUAUGACGCAUCUUCCGGACAGUGGAGACAGCUGCCAGACAUGCGCCAGGCGCGCUAUGGUUGUGCAGCGGCAGCUUUGAAAGGACGUGUUUUUGUUUUUGGCGGACAUGGCCACUGGGAAAACCUCUGCGACGCGGAAUGCUACGAUGCUGAAUUGGACAGGUGGUUUCCACUUCAAGCCAUGGCAGAGCCCAGAAGUCACUGUGGCGCUGCUACGGCGGGUGGUCGAAUUUAUGUCUUUGGCGGUCACAAGAAUGGGCAGGACAUUAUGAGCAUCGAAUGCCUUGACCCGGAUACCUUGACCUGGGAGGUGGCCGCACAAAUGCCCAAAGCUCGCAGCCAUUGUAUGACGGCCACCGUACAGUCCUAG